CGGCGGCGCAAGUACUGGUCGAGGAAAAGUGUGUUUAUGCGGGGAAGUUCGGGGGUCUCUGCUGCAAGGGCACGGAUCAUCUCCAUCUUCGUCCCUCCAUUACGAAGGUAAAGCGCAAUAAAUACACCCAAAGACUUUCCGAGAAUCGACUGACUGCCUGCGCAAGCCGAGGAGAUCAUCCACUCGGUCAUAAGAGAAUUACCAGCGAAUGGAUCCGCCAAAGGUCGUUUCAGCAUCUAUCUUAGCGACUUCCCUCUGUUGGGUCGCAUUGUCAUGAGGCUACCUAGGUAUUGAUAGGUGGGAAGGCAUACUUGUAGGAUGCGGCUGAAUUGCAACCCCGCGUGGUUGUCUAAGCAUUACUGUGUAGCCUUCCAUGACCAUUGGGACCGCUUCUUUACUUACUCUGGCUGAUUCAAACCUCCUUUUCCCACAUUGCCAUGUCGGACGACACUUCAGACGUAUUGGAUGACACUUCAGACGUAUUGCUUGACACUUCAGACGUAUCGAUAACUCUCCCAACCAAGACCCAAAGGUUAUUCCGCACACUCAAAAACUACACUUCCAACACCCUCCGUUCCACCGAAGACGUUAUUCGAAAGCCUGUUUAUCUCGGCCUUGCUUCUGCUACCAACGCGCUCGAGGCAUGCACCACCAAGCGAUUGUUACGUGACGUAGGGCGCUCCUCAGCUCCCAGCAUAUGUCCAGAAGGCAACGUUAGACUGCACGAACUAUGCAAAGCCUGCACAUUGUUCACUCAACGUUCAGUAGUGCUGAACUGGCUUGAUGAUCAUGACCCUCGUUCAGACUGGGCCCCACGAGAACGUUACCAACUCUGUACUGUAGCUCAUUUAAAACGAUUGAAUGGACACUGUCAUCUCUGCACAAUCCUCUACUUCUUUGUUGCACAUGACACAUCAGUUUGGACGCCCGGGAAUCUCUACAACAACUGGAUGUAUCUCGAAAUUCUGCCUCGGCAACGGGAAGACGGUACGAUUUACCUCAAAGACGGUACGAUUCUCCUCGAAGACGGUACGAUACCCCUCGAAGCGUCGCUAUAUCCAAGCCAGGCGUAUGUGGGGCGAUUCAGUCUACGUCUGCUCGCAGACAAUGAAGCCGGAAAUUAUGCAGAUGCGAUGGCGAGGGCAGCUCAUGUUCCAAUCUGGUCGAAUGAUAACACUGAACGCGUGCGAGGAUGGCUCGAGAGUUGCUUGAAAACCCAUGGCGCAUGUCGGGCACCCAAUAACGAAACACUAUCACCUGCAACAAGACCCAGUAGGAUUCUUGCAAUCAACGGGGAUAGAGUGAAGCUUAUUUGCAAUUGGUCUGAAUCGAGCGAUUGCAAGUACCUUGCGUUGAGCCAUAUGUGGGGUAUUGAUCCCAAACAGCAGCUGCGACUAGUCUUGUCCCGUCUUGAUGAGUUUCAGGAGGACAUACCCUGGAAGGAGCUCCCUUUCAUCUUCAAAGAGGCAAUUAGAAUAGCUCGGCAGGUUGGCUACAAUCAUAUCUGGAUCGACUCUCUUUGUAUCAUUCAAGACUCGGCAAGCGACUGGGAAAACGAAGCUGGUAAGAUGGCUCAUGUUUACGGGCUUGCGGACUGCACCAUCGCUUAUCUUCUGCCCCCACAAGACGUGCUCACCAAACCACGACAAGACCCACUGGUCUGGACACCUUGCAUGCUUCGUCGUUCCAGUGUUGCAUCGAGAGGUGUGUAUGUUUGUACUACAAUAGAUGAAUAUCCGCCUAGGGGCGGUGGUCAUGAUAGGGCACCAUUCGGUAUCGAUUGGCUCUCACCAAAGGACUGGCCACUAUUUACACGAGCUUGGGUAUGCCAAGAGUAUCUACUUAGUCCUCGCAUAUUGUUUGCAGGCCAUCGAAACCUCAUGUGGGAGUGCUCGGAAUCACUUUGUGAUGAGCUUCUGGGUCCGAUCGAAAGGUUUCCCGAAGCCACAGCCUCAAAAACACAUUUCUCUGUUGUCAGAUCAACCAGGCUCCCAGUAACGAGUAUGCCUGUGCAGGUAGAAUUCGUGCAAAAUUGGGGGAGGCUUGUCCGUCAUUAUCGCACAGGCGUGUUGACGCAGCCUAAAGACCGUAUUAUGGCUUUCGCUGGAGUUGCACAAGCUGUUCAUGAUAGCAGUGGAAUGACUUAUCUGGCUGGCUGCUGGGCGCAAAUGUUCCCAUUCUCCUUUACCUGGAGUUUGGUUAUUCCAUGGGAUAAGAGCACGAUGAUAGAGGUGGAAGCAAUCAUUGAAGCGGUACCUUCUUGGUCAUGGUUCUCGGUUCCGAUAUUCUCUUCCGAUACAUUUAGGUUUGAAGUCGUGGAGGACUUAUCAAGAGUGCUACGUCUUUCGGCAACCACGAGGGCUGAAUCGAUGUAUGAAGCCACCCUGCUUUCCUUCGAAGACAGGUCGCAACAAACCUAUGCCGGUCAACAAGCCUAUGCCGGUCCCUUGUCGACCAAAGACUUCCAUAAUUUCACAGGGAUGACGCUGAAUCUUGCCAUGAAGACUUGGACUGGCUUUCUGGAGAAUCCCAUGAAUCUCGAUCUACGACGCGGACCGUCGAUCCGAGAUCAAUUUAACAUGCUCUUAGGCCAGGAUGGUGGUUUUCUCCAGUGCCAGUUUGACCAUCAAGAAACAGAGCGCAAUCACUACGACAAGGUGAUGACUUUUGGGCUUCUCAUCGAACUUCGCGCAUGGCUUGAUCUAGAGUAUAACUUCUUCGACUUUGAGCAACCACUCUUAAUAGGGUUGAUAAUGCAACCGGAGCCCAGCCGCGAAACUUACAAGCGCAUCGGUCUAUGGAAGCUGAGGCUAUAUCAAUACCCACUGGGGUGGGACACGGAAACAUUCAAUGCGGUCUCGAUUUUCGAUCAACUUAAAGACGUUCGUUCAGAGCAUAUCAGGCUCGUCUGACCAGACAGGCUAGGCUAGUGCGGUCUGAGCCCAGGUGCUAUUCAAUAUGCGCUGAUCUGCGAUUACACGAUCAUUAAUGUAAAUUUGCUUCAUGGCAUGGCUUGCUGUGCUACAGAAAAUUGUAGCUUUCUUAUAUACCACUCUUACGUAUUACUAUCCUCUUCCACACUCACGCUCGGCUCUAGCCAGCCGCGAAUUUACUAGUACU
Molecule: messenger RNA, 3120 nt
Organism: Alternaria alternata
Lineage: Eukaryota; Fungi; Ascomycota; Dothideomycetes; Pleosporales; Pleosporaceae
Product: HET-domain-containing protein
Exons: 3
Coding region: 438-2912 (824 amino acids)
Source: RefSeq, a predicted model, not a curated record